Molecule: messenger RNA, 2778 nt
Organism: Xyrauchen texanus (razorback sucker)
Lineage: Eukaryota; Metazoa; Chordata; Actinopteri; Cypriniformes; Catostomidae
Product: short transient receptor potential channel 4-like
Exons: 10
Coding region: 4-2778 (924 amino acids)
Biological process (GO): regulation of cytosolic calcium ion concentration; calcium ion transmembrane transport; manganese ion transport
Cellular component (GO): membrane; cation channel complex
Molecular function (GO): store-operated calcium channel activity; protein binding; inositol 1,4,5 trisphosphate binding
Source: RefSeq, a predicted model, not a curated record
GCAAUGUCACAGCUCUACUUUCGCAGAACAGACCACUUCUCAUACAGGGACCGAAUUCCGCUGCGCAUUGUUCGAGCCGAGUCUGAGCUGUCACCACUGGAGAAGGCCUACCUGUGUGCUGUGGAGAAGGGAGACUAUGCCAGCAUCAAGCAGUCUCUGAUAGAAGCUGAGAUAUACUUCAAAAUCAACAUCAACUGCAUAGACCCUUUAGGACGGACGGCUCUGCUUAUUGCCAUUGAGAAUGAGAACCUGGAAAUCAUUGAGCUGCUGCUCAGUUUUAACGUGUAUGUGGGGGAUGCUCUCUUACAUGCCAUCAGAAAGGAGGUUGUGGGAGCCGUGGAGCUGCUUUUAAACCAUAAAAAGCCCAGCAGGGGCAUGCAGGUUCCUCCAAUUCUGUUGGACAAACAGUUCUCAGAUUUCACUCCUGACAUAACACCCAUAAUAUUGGCCGCACACACCAACAACUAUGAGAUCAUCAAGAUGCUGGUGCAGAAAGGUGUAUCCAUGCCCCAACCCCAUCAGGUGCGUUGCAACUGCAUGGAAUGUGUGUCCAGCUCAGAUGUUGACAGUCUGCGACAUUCCCGAUCCCGUCUCAACAUCUACCGGGCCCUGGCCAGUCCCUCACUCAUCGCACUCUCCAGCGAGGACCCCUUUCUGACUGCCUUCCAGCUCAGCUGGGAGCUGCAGGAGCUAAGCAAAGUGGAGAAUGAAUUUAAGUCAGAGUACGAGGAACUUUCUCAACUGUGUAAGCAGUUCGCCAAAGAUCUACUUGACCAAACGCGCAGCUCCAGAGAGCUUGAGUUGAUUCUGAACUACAGGGAUGAUUUGAAUCUUCUUGAGGAUGAAGGGAAUAAUGAUCUUGCAAGGCUGAAACUGGCUAUCAAGUUCCAUCAGAAAGAGUUUGUAGCACAGCCAAACUGUCAGCAGUUGCUCGCCUCUCGCUGGUAUGACGAGUUCCCAGGCUGGAGACGUCGCCACUGGGCCAGCAAGUUCACCACCUGCAUGUUCAUUGGCGUCCUCUUCCCUCUCUUCUCCCUGUUCUACCUUAUCGCGCCCAAGAGCCACUUCGGCCUCUUCAUCCGAAAACCAUUCAUAAAGUUUAUAUGCCACACUGCAUCUUACCUGACCUUCCUUUUGCUCCUGCUGUUGGCCUCCCAACACGUGGUCCCAGUUAAUGCUAUGCAGCAGGGCCCAGCGCCCACCACUGUGGAAUGGAUAAUCCUACCCUGGGUUUUAGGCUUUGUAUGGGCUGAGAUCAAACAGAUGUGGGAUGGUGGAUUUCAAGAUUACAUUCAUGACUGGUGGAAUCUCAUGGACUUUGUCAUGAAUUCCCUGUAUCUGGCCACUAUCUCACUGAAGAUUGUAGCCCACAUUAAGUAUGAAGACUGCAAAGAUCGGAAGGACUGGGAGAAAUUGCACCCCACCCUGGUUGGCGAGGCCUUGUUUGCCAUUGCAAACAUCUUUAGCUCCCUACGACUAAUUUCACUCUUCACAGCCAAUUCCCACCUCGGCCCCCUACAGAUCUCUCUUGGCCGAAUGCUGCUGGACAUCCUCAAAUUUCUCUUCAUUUACUGCCUGGUGCUGCUCGCCUUUGCAAAUGGACUCAAUCAACUAUAUUUCUAUUAUGAAUCUGAUGGCAAAUUUGAUUCCCACAAUGUCACAUGCAAGGGCAUUCGAUGCACAGAGCAGAACAAUGCCUUCACCACUAUGUUUGAGACACUACAGUCAUUGUUCUGGUCCAUAUUUGGUCUCAUUUCCCUGUACGUGACAAACGUCGGCCCCGAUCAUCAGUUCACCGAGUUUGUUGGAGCCACAAUGUUUGGUACCUACAACAUAAUCUCUCUUGUGGUUCUUCUCAACAUGCUUAUUGCUAUGAUGAACAACUCCUACCAACAUAUUGCGGAUCAUGCUGACAUUGAGUGGAAGUUUGCCAGAACUAAACUUUGGAUGAGCUACUUUGAGGAGGGCGGAACACUGCCUCCUCCCUUCAACAUCAUUCCAAGCCCAAAAUCGGUGUGGUACCUCAUUGGAUGGAUCAAGAGCCACUGCUUUAAUGUUCAAAUCAGAAAAAGAACAGAAACAUUUGGAUCACUUGGGAUGCGAGCAGCUGAAAACCUUCGUUCAAAUCGUCAGUAUCAGGAGGUGCUCAGAAACUUGGUUAAGCGGUAUGUGGCUGCAAUGAUCAGGGACGCUAAGAAAGAUGAGGGGCUAACAGAGGAUAACUUUAAGGAACUAAAGCAGGACAUCUCAAGCUUCCGUUAUGAGGUCAUGGGAAUGGUGAAAGGUACCAAACUUGGCAUGCCAAACUCAAAAGUGAGGACAGGAGCUUCGAACCUGGCAUAUCCUGACAAUUCACUAAAGUGCAAUCCUGCUCCUGAUGGAAGUCAACUAAAGGGCAAAAAGAGACUGCAGAGUGUCACCACAUCUAUCAUCCAAGAGGGCGGAACCAAAGCCAAUCUCUGGAAGGCGGGCCUAGCUGAUGGUUCUGUCCCAUACAGGACUGUUGGCUCUGGACUGAGCCAUCAAAUAAACUGCAAAGGGACCAACAACCCAGGCGAGAUUUACUCAGUGUCCGAAGAAGCAGGUGAGUCUGAAACUGAAGAACAGAAUAAUGGUGAACAUGGAGAAAACCUAAAUUGUAGGGCAACUAAGAACAAAAUUAAUGAAACUGAUGAGAGAAAGGAUAAAGUCACUAAGACUAUGGAAAAGGACAAUGAUGGACUCUUACACAUGCGGUAUAUAUUUGAUGAAGUAAUUGAUGAAGCAAACAAUGGAUAG